Molecule: messenger RNA, 9046 nt
Organism: Vicia villosa (hairy vetch)
Lineage: Eukaryota; Viridiplantae; Streptophyta; Magnoliopsida; Fabales; Fabaceae
Source: RefSeq, a predicted model, not a curated record
AUGUCGUCGGGUACUGUUAACUUCCCCGCCAUUCUUGUAACCGUCACCUGUAAUCCGCGCUGGUGUGUCCGCACCCCCCUGAGUGGACGAGAAAGAAAGGAUUUAUCGGAGACUUCGUUCCAGACCCAGGAGUCGACUUUCCCGUAUGAGCAUUCGAUAGGUCGUCUGAGGGUUCGCCGCGGUUCAUUGCUGUGCUUACACACUAGGCUACCCUUCUCCGAAAGCUCCGCGGGACCACCUACCACUAGUCUUCGGCCGGAGGGGUUUAUUGCACAAACGCCGGGACGCAGGCUCCCGAAGAGGGAAGCCCAACGAAUGUCAGAUGCAAAGCCCCGCACCUCAUUAAGAUCAUAUUGGCAUACUCUCCCAAAAAAAAAAGAGCAGACCCCAUUGAAGACGAGAGUGAGGUACAACAAGGCCAUUUCUGCCCACCGCCCUUCUCACGGAGCCGUACGUGGACGUUACCGCUCAUACAGCUACCAGCCGGCAAGCAGUCAGCCUCCCUCAAAAAUGGAAGUAUGGAUGAAUCGACAUCAAAUAGAGGUAUUAGGUUUUUUUUUCAGCAAUAACAGGAGCCGAGCUUUUUUCACAAAAACAUAUGGGUCCCCCCCCCUAUCCACGCUGCGCGCCCUUGACAUUUAUGAGGACUCACUGGCUCCUUCUCCCGUGUACAUCACCGCUUAUGAUAAUUCGAUAAGGCCAGCAAGAGGCAGGCUGAUUGCCGAUGUCCAAAUAGGCCUUAAAAACGCCAAACCUUUUGGUCCACCUUCCAUGUCAUAGAUAUCCUCACUUCAUUCAACUUACUACUUGGAAAGCCUUGGUUGCGUGAGGCCAGAUCCUCCACAUACCAUCAAUGUUGAAAGUUUCCGUUCUGAGGUUCUAUUGUUAAGGUCUCUGCCGAAGUUCAACCGGCAUUGACCGCAGAUUGCGAGAACGUGAGCUUCAUGCCUUCUAUAGAAUUGGGAGGUCAGUUCGUGCCACUAGAGAGUAUGGAGAUGGCUCCUUCCACCCGGUCCUAGACAUCAAUACUCCUGGGUCUCGCCCUUUUGGUCAUACCGUUAUCAUCCGAAGAAAAGAAUACCCGAAGGCUCUUGCCUUGUGUAUAAAGCUUAUAAGGAUAUAACUUUGGGAGGAAAAGAGAAAGCGAGAUAAACCCCACCCCUCUCUUUCCAUAGGAUUCGCGGCAUGUCAAGCCGGUUCUUCGCUUUGGCUAAGAUUAUUCUGCCAAGCGAGUUUCGGCAAGUACAUUGACCCCACACAAAUCACGUUCACGAAACAAAAACUACUUGCUAUAUUUAUAUACGCAAUUCAUUUCGCCUCACUCGACUCUAUAUCUAGCCAAAGGUAAAGACUUGCAUUCUGUUACUCUGAGAAAGAUCCGGUUAUCUUAUGGUUAGGAUUCUUCUUUAUCUUUUAUCUUCCUUACUUUACUUUUAGUUGAAUAAGAAUAAGGAAGGAGGGAGGGAGUCCCUUUUUCGGGAUAGGCAGGAUAUCUUGGUUGGGGAAAACAGGUUAAAAAGAAAGACGAAUGCUCCUCCAUCUGUGGUUAUUGCUUUGGGAUCCUAGAAGCUACUAACUAUUCUAGUUAGCCUGGGCUAAGAAGACCGUGUCAAGCCUUGGAUUCGACUUUGGGCAAUGCCACUUCGAAAGAAAGGGAAUCGGAGAGAUCUUUGAACAGCAGAAAAGACGGAUCUGAGAACAUAGCCAUAGUUACGGUUUCAGGGCUUAGAGAGACUGGACGCGUACCGAACGAAGAUCGUGUCUAUUUACGCUAAAACAAUCCAUAUAGGUGGAAAGCUGGAAGCUUCAAUAGUUCCCCGCUGAACCUUAGAGUGCUAUGAUGGGGUAUUUAAGUUCGUCCCUACAAAAUAAAAUCCGGCUUAGGUGCCGCCACGGAUAGGGCAUCAAGGUUGAAAUCCUUCGAAGAGAGCCCAAUUAACCACUCUUAUCAUUGGAUUGGCUUUCCGCAUCCUCACGGGGCCACUCGGACUUUGAACCUGAAAAUCGAUAAUAUAGUAUGGAAUUAGAGCUCGAGUGGGGCCAUCAACCACAGCACAGGUUGGAUAAUACUAAUGAGACAGACCUCCGAAUCCGCUUAAAGAUGCUUCUUAAGCCUUAGUUCCAGGCAAGAUAAAGACCAGGAUAAAUGGCAAAAAAUUCUGCUGGCACAGUUCGUAGCAUGUCCUAGGUUCUCCAUGAAUCCAAUGAUCCAUUCUCCAUUCUAAUUUCUAAUGAGUCCCCCAUUGCAGGUCCUGGAUUAUUCUUGGCGCAACCAUCAACAUUGACUUUAACAAAAGGAUGGGAGGGAGCUUCCCAUUUGAGAAACUCUACCUCUCGAUGAUUAAGAUCAAGAGCUUUCACUAAACACUUAUGGAUUUCCUUGGCUUUAGCAAUGAUGAGAUCACUAGGAUUAUGAGGAAAAUGAAAAGAAUCAUUAUGUUGCACCUUCUUUCGCCAUGCCCAGAGUUGGUGAAUUGCUACUUAAAAAAUGAAAUGAGAGGCCAUUCAAGCUCCGACACUGUAUGCAUACCAGCACCAUGGAUAUUUUAAUAAAUCUAUUGAGGAAGAAGGAGAGGCUAAUUUCUUUGGCGACGUUGGGUGCCUACCGUCGAGAAAGCGUCAGAAAGCUGGGUGGUCAGCCAAACUCCCUAACUAGUUAGAUAAACCUUUCUCUACAAUGUAAGUCAUCUGUUAAGGAUGGUAAAUAAUAUUAAUAAAAUAUGUACCAGAGGCUAGGCAGAUAGCUACCAUCAUCAUCAUAUAUGUCAUUCCAUAAUAAGUGGCUGCCUUCCAAGCCAAAGGAAAGUACUAUAUUAAGCGGGGGGAGGAACACAGGGGAAGGAAAGAGGCCCCGGAGCUUACCAGCCCAAGCUCAGUAGGCGAAAGCUGUGGGGAGUACUGUGAGUGUCGGAAUUCGCCCGUGUAGGGAACUGCCCUAGCCAAUUGCAAAUGUCUUUCUUCUCAUUCUAUGUCUUAAGCAUAGUGCACGAAAGAAGAGUAUGGCAUCUCUGCUUUAUGCUUGAUAGUUCCAGUAGGUAAGCCAGUCAGCAAGCCUAUUCAUUCCAUGCAAGCAAGCGGGCCAAAGAGUAGUAGGCUUUCAAAGAAUCCCCUUCCCUGCUGUCUGUCCUUUCUUUUCCUUCUUAGCGCGUAGUGGGAAGAGAUGGUGCUAUUGUAUACUUUAUCAUGCGUGCUUUUAUUUUAGGAUUUUAUCUUGAAUUCCCUCAAACUAUAAAUUUUAUAAUCGAAGACAGAUGGUAGCGUAGGAGAUAGGGCCUGAUUGAGUACUUUGCAAUCACCGAACUGCUUUCGCGAACCUUCAAGCUUUAAGGUGUAAAGGAAAGCAUACAAUCUUCAUAGCCUUUUUGUACCGCUCUUACAGAAUCCGAAAUAACCAUUGCAAGGAUGAAUCUGCGUUUAUCCCACUGUGAGGGAAGGUUGGAUUCAUAGAUGCACUGAUAACACUGAUGCCAACUAUUAUUUUAUAUAAAAAAACUCCCCCUGAGAAUGCAAGCUCCUAUCGAAUAGGCAAGAAGGAAGGGAAGGCACUUGCGAGAGCUUAGAUCCGUAUGAGGAAAAAUAAGUUGUGAUAGAAAGAGUUGUGAAAGAAAAAGCUGCAAGAGUAAGCGCUCCUCUUGGAAUUGAAGCAGUUCCCGAAUCAGCUCUUAGGACAACUAGGCUUAUUUGCGCAAUUGAAUCAAUAGUUAACCCACGCACAAAAUAGGCAGCUUGAGAAGAAGCUCUAAGCCUUGACGCUCUGAGAAUUAUCCUUUCCGGUGUGAUUGAAUCACUAACCGCUGCGAGAGUCAGCUUCUUCAAUCCUUUGAAACUUAGGAAAGUAAAGUGAUAGCCGAGACCCAAAGAUCUCCUAUUUUUAUGCUUAAAGAGAGGCAGGGGGCCUAGCGAGCAGUCUAGCUAGAUCCGAGCUACUCAUACGCUGUCUUAGUUCCCGCUCUUGGUGCAAUAAAAGCUGUUCGGGCUCUUUAACUCCUAAAUUCAGGCAGUGAGCUUGCUUUGCCAAAUAAUAUGUAUUAAGCGGUUACUCCGAUUAAACCACGGGGAAAGGAAGGUGCGAAGCCCGAUUGACCUAAUAAAGAUUGCCAUAUUGCCCUUUCUCAAGAUGAGACAGUUGGGAUGGAACUUGAACGGGGUUCAUUUGCCAAAGUUGGAGAAUCCAACCAGCUGCUGUGGGAAUAGUGCCUCACGUUCCACUGAACGCUGGGGAAGGAAGUGACAUAGUUUUUUUACGAGUAGUAGGGGUAUGCUUUAUCUAUCUUAUUGGCUUAAGCAUCCUAUUAUUAUUGAUUUUUAUCCAAUUAUAAUCAUAUUUUCAACAUUAGCACAAGAGCAGAUAGGAUGGAGACGGGUCUCAACAAGCAGGGCAGGAGAGAUUACCUGCUCCGAUAACAACUGAAACUUUUCCUAUUCGUGUAGCCAGGAGGAAUGCAAAGAUGCCCCGUUCACUUGAAUAGGAACUGGAAAGACUUAAGAUACGAAUUAGAAGAAGCAGUACUUUCUAUCCUUCGGACCCUUGCUUUGGGGGAUAUCACUGCCCGAGAAGAUCAUCUGCAAUGACAUUUUAAUAAUCCAAGGGCAACUACUGGCUCUAAGCCUAUCUGCUGUUGAAUAACCAACCGGUGCCAGUCUUUUCUGUUACAGUAAGAGCUGUUGAGUAAAGCUCUGGUCCUAUCCGCUGCUGGUGGUGAAGUCAGUGAAUCAGUCCCCAAGCUUUCUUCCUUCAAAGAAUAAAUUUUGUCAUUACGAACUAAGACCGAAGGCAGGUGCAGUUAAUAGAGCAAUGUGCAGGUUGGGCUUUUUCAAGGAUUGCAAGCUCCAAGCAUAGCUAGAAUAUGAGAAUAGGGCCUUUGUUGCCACGCCAGCAUAUGCUAGGCAGGAUUAGAUUGAGCAGUAUAAAGGUGACUUUCUUGGCACCGGGGAUUGCCAUUUACAUUUGACUCCUUUUGGUAAGGCAAGGCAACCCUUUAUUAGAAUUAGAUUAGGACCGCUUCUCCGAUGAGAUGAUAGAUGCCUUUGGCCGAUUCCCUUGUCAUCUCGCCCUCCCCGCUCAAACUCAAAGUCUGUCUUAAAAUAGAGGGAGAGGGAGCUCCAGAGCUCUUCCCUUUGGGACACGUGAACUCCACUCUUGGCAACUGCCCUCUGCUGUAGCAAAAGUACCUUAAAGAUAAGAAAGAGGGUCGGGCCAAGAUCGCCAUUCCGAAUGUUGAAGAAUGGGACUAUACUUAGUCAUUGCCGUAAAAAAUCCAGAUGGAAGAUUUUUCUACCUCAGAAGCGAAAGUUAUAAAAAAAUGUGAAAGCCGAAUCUCAGGUUCCUAGAUAACAGAUAGGCGCACAGUAAAUAGGCGCGUUGACUCAGUCUAAGAAGCAUGGCGACGGUCGAGCGCUCUCUCCAAGACCAACAACAGGCCUCCCCGAAGGACUGAAGGACAAAUGUCGGUUAGAGAGGCAUAGGUUUUUAUAGUCCAGGUAGGCUAUAUGAAAGAAGGGGAUAAAUUGCUCUAAAUUUAAUACGGUAAUAUCCCUUCACGCUGCUGCCGCGAAAGCAAACCAAUUCUACGAGGACCUGCGCCCUAUAUAAAUCAGUACUUCUCUCUCCGACUUCCUGCACCUACCCGGACCCUGCAAAAAUUAGACUGAAGUUCGGUACGGCUUGGGGUAAGGCUAAGCCAAGCUACCACCUACCCCUCGCUUGAGGUAUCUUGCGAUAGGUAGUUGCCCUUCUUGGCCGAGAGCAUACAUAAAUGAUGUGGUCCCCGGAUGUUGUUACGAAUACUUAUUAUAUAGGAGAUUUUUCUUUUGUAUUGUGAUGAGGAAGUAAACUAUAGAGAUCGAGGUUAAGAUCAAAACAGACUCUUUGACUAAGGCUUGUCGCUUCGACCUAGUAAGCCAGUCCCUCUACCUCUUCCGCAUGCUGGUAUGUCUUCCCGUCUGCAAGACCCAGCUAAAGCGAAUCUCAUCUUCAUGAAGUUUUCUGGGGACUCUAUCUUUACUUGUAGUUCGUCACUUGUUGGCAAGGGCAAGGGCUUCGGUGUAAGCACCAGUUCGAACUCUGACUUAGAAUCAGACCUUAUCUCUCUCUCAAUAAUUGGAAGUUUGAUCCAAUCAACCACUAAUGACCAAAAAAUGUUCCAACCACGCAUAAGUGUGAAGGAUUGAAUCCUGUAAUAGAUUUUAUAUAGAAGAGUCUUAGAAAAGGGCACUGGUUCACGCAUUUCGGGUUGAUUCCUCUUACCUCUAGAAAGAUAAAUAAAUGUAAGGGGGUACUUCACCGAAUGGAGCGAUAGGUCAAGUAUGGGACGUUCAGUAAACAAUCCCUUAGCUCAAGUCCUCGGAGAUACCCAACAGGGAGCGGAGAAGGCUGAGGCGGAGACGGAGCCGCCCGCUUUGGAAUGGAAGCGUCAACGCAAGAAAAAUAAAAGCCAAAAACGUGAAGUAGAGGGAUGGGAUCCCAUCCUGACGGAUGAGCCGCUCCCUCCCCCGGUUAACUACCACUACCCGGUCUGACCUUUUAAUUGAUAGCUUCCGCUGGAGCACUUGCCUUCGUGAUGAAUCCCUUGAGCUUUUACUAUCUUUUUGCUUCUUCUUGCUAGCCUUCGAUUGUAUGGUUUCCUGUAUCGCUCUUGUCAAGCUCCAGCCCGAUCCCUGUGAUCUCAUCUCGUACUUGGCCUUCCCCCUCUCUUUCUCUUCGUCCCGGGAUAGAGCCUUUCACUAAAGGGAAGGUUCCCGAGCUUGGCCGAAAAAAAUCCUGGAAGUAGCACUGCUUUGGCGAAAAAUAGGCAAGACAUAUCUGAGUAGCGCUGCCUGAACGAAGCGUGGGCGUAAAGCAUCAAGUGGAGGCGCCGAAUCCUUGCAAGAGGGGGGCAGACCGGUCAAAGCCAAGUCCAGACGAGCUGGCCAAAAGGCAUAGGGCCAAGGCUGAGCUGGCAGGCUCAUCUCACUUAUUGUGUGCUUUGUUGGAAUAGAGUGACAUCAAGGGAAAGUGCACUUUAUCUCGAUUCCUCUCUUUCUACAACUCUUUCUUUCCAACCCACAGCUCAGCCCCUUAGGCAUCAAGGUCGGAAACCCCAAGGGUCGGGCCUCAACCGAUCUACUGAUAAGGUAAGGGGAAAGACAACUUAAUAAAUAGGUCUAUCCUAUAAAGACGGGCUAGAGUAAACGCCAAGCGCUGGCCCAUUAGUGGGUUCAAUUCCUGCUUGCCUUUUAUUUUCAAUUGAAAGAGUAGUCUCGAUCCUAUUGAACAUAAGCUAUAUCACAGGGAGUAAGUAGAUCAUGAUCGGAGGGGACGACCGGAUAAAGAUAAGUCAAGGAGGACCCGAAGAGGAAGGAAGAGCGGUCCGUCCUAAACGAAGAGCGGUCGCUGAGAGCGAAAUGAACUUAUUUGGCCGGAGGGGGCCACGGGAUUAGACUCUCGAUGUAUUAUUACAUUUCUAGCGGGAGGAGAGUAGCCCCGAAAGAAGUCGGUCCUAGCGAAAACACAUAAUACAGCUUAUGGCCGAGAGUGUCAUGAAAGAAAGGUCAGUCUGCACAGGCGGGACGUGACAUUAAUAGACAGGUCAAACUGCUACAUCGUCUGAUUUUCACUCGGAUGACGUAAUAAAUUUUUUUUUAUAUCAGUGUGCAGCAGCCCCUAUGACAGAAUUGAACAUCAGAUAUAUCACAUCCAUAAAAAGAUUAAAAACAGUCGGUUAUGAGAGCAGCACUUUUCCUUGCGGGGGCCCCGUCUCCCAUCGGUGCGCUGGAGACGAUUCUUUCUGUAUCUUCGGCUUCGUCUUCUCCUACACUGAUUAGUCUAGUUUUGUUUGCCCCCGGAGAGUAUCACCGUGAAUAAUUACUCAUAUAUAUCAGCCAGAGAAGCUUGUGACUCAUACACUAUCAACCAUAGUGUAUACCAGAAAGAAACUUCGUCUAACACCAGAUCUUGUUGAAGCUCAGCCAGGACCUGAAAGAGAUCAGUAAACCAACGCUUCUCCCUCUCCAGACUCAAGCCAUGAUCCAGUUCCAGACAACAUGCCUGAGGUAGGCCAUUAUUCCUCUCGUCCUGUUCAAGGCUUUGCUCAAGAAUAAAUAUUGGAUAGAUUGGGAGGAAACCUUAACUUCAGUUUGUGAAGAUUAGGACUUUACUGGCUAUUGCUGCAUCAAAGAAGUGGUCCCUAUACCAGCUAGAUGUUCAAAAUACCAUACCUUCCUACACGGAGAAAACAUAUUAGUAGGAUCCACCCCAUGUGAUCCGUCAUUCAGUGCAAUAAGACGGCCCAUAGCAAUGAAUGUUUAAAUAAGAUUCACUUCGUUCUGUACGGGAUAAGGAGCGAAAAGCGCAGCAUGGCAAUCGGAGACAAGUCAAGUUCAGUAAGAAAUUGGAUAGAUAGAUUCGUGAGUAGUGUAAUCAUAAAAGCCCACGGAGCGGUGACUUAAUUGGUAAUCUACUCUUCUUUGUUACCGGAGAUCGUCUCCUCGGCUGUUAGGUUCAGUGUUCAUCGUCACUUGAGUACAAGUACAUGAUGGUCGUCCUAUGAGUGAAUGCGCUUCAGUCUAAGGUAAAAAUAGCUUGAGCUGAGAAAGUUGUAAGGCUCCAAGCCUAGGGUUUAAGCGGAUGCCCCAAGGCUCUCUUCGUAAUGGCUGGACGCUAAUGGAUUGGACGACAGGUACGAGAAGUUCACUGCCAGGAUAUAACCAUUCUUGUCCCGAAUAAAAGCAGAUGUUGAUGACCGGAUCGGCAACGGACGUUGACGAGCAAGAUCCCUCUGCCCUUGAGUGGCUUUUCUCUUUUGGUUGUGGAUUGCGUGCAGCUUGACUUCUUUCUUCCACAUAGGCUAGCUUCCUCCUUGUGGCGAACUAGACUGAAAAUUGUGUAUAUUAUAUAAAGACAGAGUCUUACCUUUUUUCAAAAAGAAGAGUCACGCUCUUUAAAAGCCCCUAUUCGACGAUGACUUAAGCCUAUCUUCUUUCUUUACUUUAAAAAGGGCUUUUUUCGGUAUACCGCUCUCCGAAGAGAGCCUGUGAUAUCUUUUGUCUUUUUCCCAUGCAUCCUUUC